Iphiclides podalirius (scarce swallowtail) is the source of this 240-nucleotide messenger RNA. Lineage: Eukaryota; Metazoa; Arthropoda; Insecta; Lepidoptera; Papilionidae. The record is from the annotation of a GenBank genome assembly.
AUGCGGAUGCCUCAAACUGAUCUGCCCCCGCACAGGGCCGUAGCGCGAUUGGAAUUGAGCUCAGAUUCCCGCGGCCGCCGGCGGCCGAACAUUGCCGCGCGUUUAGGUAUGUGGGCCAGUUGCCAAGUUCGCUAUAAAAUCGCGCUGGCCGCUAAGCGGCUCGGGUCAGCCAUUCGACAUUUGAAUACAAUACGAGAAAUGCGCGCCACCCGCCGACGCGCGCCUACUUCGAGAGCUGAG